AUGGGUUCAGAACUUUAUCCUGUUCAACAGAAGGGCAUUUUCCAUAAUCUACCAACAUUUGACCCAUCUAUUACAGGAUUGACUGCGAUCGUGACAGGGGCCAACGGCAUAUCUGGGUUUCACACCCUUCGUGUAUUACUUGAAAGCCCCGAACGAUGGUCGAAGGUCUAUGCAUUGUCUCGUCGACCUCCACCGCAAGAAAUGCUCAAUCUACUGUCCAAAUCCGAGCGAUCGAGGUUACAGCAUGUCGCUGUGGACUUCCUUGAAGACCCAUCCAAAAUCGCACGAGUCUUGAGUUCGUUCGGCGUCACGGCAGACUACGUCUUUUUCUAUUCCUAUCUACAGCCGAAGCCUGAUCCAGGCGCGGCUGUUUGGUCAAAUACCGAAGAGCUAGUCAAAAUCAAUAGCGCUCUUCUCAAAAACUUUCUUGAAGCUUUGAAAAUCCGAAAGCUCACACCAAAGCGGAUCCUUCUCCAAACUGGUGCGAAACACUAUGGUGUGCAGAUCGGCCGAAUUCGUACCCCUGCGAUUGAAUCUGAUCCGAACCUGUCGCACCUGGAGCCAAAUUUCUAUUAUCCCCAGGAAGAGACAUUGUUUUCGUACUGCAAAGAGCAGAAUACUUCAUGGAAUGUCAUCCGACCGGCCUGGGUUCUUGGAGCGGUUACCAAUGCCCAAAUGAACGCGUUGUUGCCGGUCGCAAUCUACUCCGCCGUUCAAGCCCAGAAAGGCGAACCUAUAGCAUUCCCGAGCGACUUUGAGACAUGGCAAUACGAAGCACAUCAUUCGACAGCUCUUUUAACUGGAUAUCUUUCUGAAUGGGCUGUACUGGAAGACAAGACCAAAAACGAAGCUUUCAAUUCUCAAGACACCGGCUCUGUCACCUUUGAUAGACUUUAUGAAGAGCUGACUCGCUGGUUUGGCGUGAAAGGGGGCAUUAUCCGACCAGAGGAGGAUCUUGCUAAAUUUGAAGAGUCAAUCGGAAAGGCUGGAGCAGAUACCCCCAUAGGGUAUGGCCCACCCCUCAUUCAUCGAACCACCUUCAAACUUGUGGAUUGGGCUUCUAGGCCCGAAAAUAAACAAGCGUGGUUGGAUUUACAGAGAGAAUCUAGUGGUGCUCUCACCUUUAACCCCUUCGAUGACAUCGAUGAGAAUUUUGCGUUUGGCGACCAAGCCUUUAGAAAGGUUCCAACCUUGUCGAUGAACAAGGCCAGGUUACUGGGAUGGACUGGGUUUGUGGAUACUAUUGAGUCAUUGCACCAGAUUUAUUCCGAAAUGGGUGAUUUGGGUAUGCUACCGCGAUUGGAAGUUGAGAAAUCCAAACCGCUCAUUUAG
This is a messenger RNA of Penicillium waksmanii, 1332 nucleotides long. Its product is annotated as SDR family oxidoreductase. Lineage: Eukaryota; Fungi; Ascomycota; Eurotiomycetes; Eurotiales; Aspergillaceae. The transcript has 2 exons. The coding region runs from base 1 to 1332 and encodes 443 amino acids. The record is from RefSeq and is a predicted model, not a curated record.